Molecule: messenger RNA, 1995 nt
Organism: Colletotrichum lupini
Lineage: Eukaryota; Fungi; Ascomycota; Sordariomycetes; Glomerellales; Glomerellaceae
Exons: 1
Coding region: 1-1995 (664 amino acids)
Source: RefSeq, a predicted model, not a curated record
AUGAGUUUGCUACUGAGGUUCUCAAGUGGCUUGAUCGUCUAUUCAGACACUGUAGCCAACCGAUUGUCAACCGUCGGUGGUAACAGUUUGGGCCAGUCAUCGGGCCCGUGUACGGUCGUCGACGUUUGUUCCACCGCUGCAGACGCCCUGGGAGGCUGUCCGACUUUCUUUGAUUCGCUCUUUAGUUCUCUCUCGUCACAACUAAAUCAUUCCCACGUUCAACUCUCUCCGGCCGGCGUUGCAGUACUGCAAACACCCUCCCGUCACCUCGGCCCAACUCUCGCACAGCAUACAUGUUCUCAGUGGCCAGUCUUUAAAAUAGACGACGUCAAAGUUCGCCAUGGCCUUUACAACUUACUCGCGGUCUGUGGCACUGGUCUUUACCUGCUGAAGCCAGUUGCCGUCGCUCUAUUCGCCAAGUGGGUGCCAGCAGCGCUCUGCCCCAACGAGAAUCCAAUUUCCCAGAUCAGUGGACAUUCACCUACAGGCUGGCGAGCCUGUAGUGAUUUACUCGCCCGCCCGCCGAUUCCACAGCUCCUUCGAGAACUGUACACCGCGCCUGGACUGUACCUCAAGCAUCUCGUGUACAUACCAAAGAGCAGCACUACAGGCGGUAGUUCUGGAAAGACUAGCGGAUCCGGGGGCGUGGCCUCUGGAACUGACCAAAGUCGAAGAAGGAAGAGAGCUACCAAGUCAAGCGGGAGCACUGCUUCUAGCACCACGAGCCGCGGGCCUGGUGGAAAACGCCCGCGUGUCGCAGUCGCCCCCAAAGCCAAAGCGGUCAGGAAGGGGAGGCUUUUCGCGUGCCACUUCUACGCGCACGACACUGUCGCCCAUGAGUGCUGCCGCCAUUACAAAUUCGACGAAGUUAGGGACAUUAAGAGACACUUGACAGAAGAGGGCAGGGGCAACCACCGCCAGCCCAUUCACUGUGUCAUUUGCUUUUCCUUGUUCACCACAUUCGCAGAACGUAGUGCACAUAUAAGGUCACGAACAUGCCGCCCCGGUGUCUGUGAUUUCGAUGCUUCUGGACUCAAUGAAGACCAAAUAGCCUCUAUUCGAGGACUGAAGAAGUCUCGCGGUGAAGAUGAGAAGGAAUUCUGGUUUAAGAUCUGGGACAUUGUCUUUCCGGGCGAGCAGAGAUCUGCGUCGCCCUACUCUGACGAUGUCGACGAGCUUGCGACAAAACGACGAGUAGCGCCCAGAAUGGCUGUUGGUGUGCAGCAGCUUGGGCUACAGUUUGGGUGGAAUGACCACGUCGUCCAGGCAGUCAUUCGCGUGUUGGACAACAGCUGGGGUCCAGGCCCGGGAGUGUCACCAUUGCCAGUCGAGCAGCACAAUUAUCCUCAUGCUGCGAACGGCAUUCGGGAGCCACCGACUUCACCUUCAUUUCACCCCUCCAGGUCAUCCUCGCGCUCUGCCCAGAACCAGGUGUUUCCCAAUUUCAGUCCCACGGCGGCUUCUCUUAUGUCUCCCCCAAACUCAUUGGGUCCGACAAACAUAACCUACAUCGAUGAAUCGCAACCCCGCUCAACGUUUGAUCCCUUUCAGAGCUCAUAUCAACCGUUCAAUGCUCCAAGGAACUCCCAUCAGGCUCGGGCAGCACACAUAUCAUACAAUUUGGCAUUAAUGAAUCACCAUGGCCCCGGUGCUCAGCAGCACUGGACAGCUCACCAAACCAACACGUCUGGCUUCAGAACAAAUCCCAUGCUCAACACCACCUCCCCCCGAGUGCACUACACAGCCAUCGGACAAGCUCAAGCGCCUUUUCAUUCGCCAGAACCCGGCGUCAACUUCUCUCCGCAAGGGCUGAAUCAGCGACAACGAACCAUCAACCCGGUCAUUACCGACACCUGGGCGCGUCUCCUCGACGAACAUACAAUCGCGGCCGACGACGAAGGUUAUCCGUCACCGAGCAACCUCCUCCCGCCAGAACACUGCGAAUGCCAGCGUGAGCCCGGAGGGUCUCCAAAGACGUGCUUCUUACACUACUGA